Molecule: messenger RNA, 2135 nt
Organism: Vitis riparia (riverbank grape)
Lineage: Eukaryota; Viridiplantae; Streptophyta; Magnoliopsida; Vitales; Vitaceae
Product: probable pectate lyase 8
Exons: 7
Coding region: 84-1382 (432 amino acids)
Molecular function (GO): pectate lyase activity
Source: RefSeq, a predicted model, not a curated record
GACUCCCUCUGCCUUUUUUCUACUUGUCACCUGUAUCUUCUUCUUCAGUUAGAUCCGUCUAUAGAGAGAGAGCUUUCGACCCAAUGCCAAUGGCGGGUUCCAAGGGGUGGACUUCCCUCUGCUCACUCCUGCUUUUUUUCCUGUUCGUCGCAGUGAUGGCCAAUGACCGAAAUGGAGGAACAGAGCAGUUGCAGAGCUCAAACAACUCAUCAAUGGCUGCCAGGAAUGAGCAUGCAGUUGAUGACCCAGAUGCAGUGGCUUCAAUGGUGGACAUGAGCAUUCGGAACAGCACAGAGAGAAGGAAAUUGGGUUAUUUCUCGUGUGGAACUGGUAAUCCCAUUGAUGACUGCUGGCGAUGUGACCACAAUUGGCAAAAGAACCGUAAGCGCCUUGCAGACUGCGGCAUUGGCUUUGGGCGAAAUGCAAUUGGGGGCCGUGAUGGACGCUUCUACGUGGUCACUGACCCUGGUGAUGAUGAUCCUGUCAACCCCAAGCCUGGCACUCUGCGCCAUGCUGUCAUCCAGGAUGCUCCUCUCUGGAUUGUGUUCAAGCGAGACAUGGUGAUCACACUGAAGCAGGAGCUCAUCAUGAACAGCUUCAAAACAAUAGAUGGGCGUGGGGUCAAUGUCCACAUUGCUAAUGGAGCAUGCAUCACCGUCCAAUUUGUCACGAAUGUUAUAAUUCAUGGUCUUCACAUCCAUGACUGCAAGCCCACUGGGAAUGCCAUGGUGAGGAGCUCACCAAGUCACUUUGGGUGGAGGACAAUGGCCGAUGGCGAUGCCAUUUCGAUUUUUGGUUCAAGCCAUGUAUGGGUCGAUCACAAUUCACUCUCUAGCUGUGCUGAUGGCCUCGUUGAUGCUGUCAUGGGCUCGACUGCCAUUACCAUUUCCAACAACCACUUUGCCCACCACAAUGAGGUGAUGCUGUUGGGCCACAGUGAUUCUUAUGAAAGAGACAAGCAAAUGCAAGUGACAAUUGCCUAUAACCAUUUUGGAGAGGGUCUGAUCCAGAGGAUGCCAAGGUGCAGACAUGGAUAUUUCCAUGUGGUGAACAAUGACUACACUCACUGGGAAAUGUAUGCUAUUGGUGGAAGUGCAAGCCCCACCAUCAACAGCCAGGGCAACAGAUAUCUUGCACCAGUCAAUCCUUUUGCAAAAGAGGUGACAAAAAGGGUAGACACGCCUUCAGGCCAGUGGAAGGGUUGGAAUUGGAGGUCAGAAGGAGACCUGCUGUUGAAUGGAGCCUACUUCACCCCAUCUGGUGCCGGUGCCUCAGCCAGCUAUGCUAGAGCUUCAAGCUUGGGAGCCAAGUCCUCUUCCAUGGUUGGCUCCAUUACUUCCAAUGCUGGUGCUCUCUCCUGCCGCAGGGGUUCCCAGUGCUAGUAAAUCUCAGUUAAUUGAAUGGGGAAAAAGAUGCCUAGAAAAAAAAGAAGAAAGGGUCAUUUUUUUUCCCCUCUUAGAUAUCCAUUUUUACUACCAUAUAGCAUUAUCCAAUAUCCGUAUUCAGGCGAUUUGUUACUUUCCUAUCUAUCCUAUCAUCAUGAUUUGGGCAAGUGUACAUUUUUUACACAUGUCAUCAAAUUGCCAAACCCUGGUGUUCACUUAUUCCACUCGGUGUGUCUGUGAUUGCGCAACCUCCCCCUGCUUCAACCCAAGAAAACAGUGCCAUUGUCGGAGCAGGUGCGGUAGCGUUGUUCAUUUCUAUUUUCUCGUCUUUUGUGUCUUUCCUAGCUUCUUCCAAUCAAUCACCUCUCUUCACCAUCCACUCCCUCAUCAUCCAUUUCUCCCCCUUUGUCUCUGUUGCUACAUAUUGGCUUGCCUUUUGGGGUUUAUAGGAGCUAAAUGAUUUUGUGAUUCUUUUUCCUUUUCUUUUACUUUUUCCUUUCUCCUUUUUUUCCUAUUUACUUUUGUUAGGUCAUACAAGCAAUAGUGUAUGAAUGUCAAACUUGGUGUUAUGAAAAAACUUUGUUACAGAUGACGCAUAGCAGGAAGGUCCUAUAUUUACUUUCUUUUCCUUUUUCUUCUUUUGCUUUUUAUUUUUGUCAAUGGGAGCCAUCUUUUUCUUUCUUUUGGCGUGUAAUCUGGUCUUUCCACAUGGAUAUAUAUAUACGUAUACACCGCUAUUUGUGUUCUGCC